Polyodon spathula (Mississippi paddlefish) is the source of this 2474-nucleotide messenger RNA. Its product is annotated as solute carrier organic anion transporter family member 1C1-like. Gene Ontology annotation, molecular function: protein binding. Gene Ontology annotation, biological process: transmembrane transport; sodium-independent organic anion transport. The record is from RefSeq and is a predicted model, not a curated record. Gene Ontology annotation, cellular component: membrane. The transcript is spliced from 14 exons. Lineage: Eukaryota; Metazoa; Chordata; Actinopteri; Acipenseriformes; Polyodontidae.
AUGAAACUCCUGCUCUACGCAAAUGACCUGGUCCUGCUGUCCCCCACAGAGCAGGGGCUGCAGCAGAGCCUGGCACUGCUACAGCAGUACUGUCACACCUGGGCACUGACAGUGACGCCCAUGAGUGUGGACAUUGACCCUGACAGCGGUGGCACACUAGUAACCAAGGAUACCGAGGAACCAGGAACCACUUCGGUCGGGAACUCGACCUCUAUCUCCACUGGAAAGGCGGACUCCCCCCACAGGGCCGCGAUGGAAAGCGCGUCCUCGUCUGAAUAUAGUGCCUGGUCUUCCUGCUCGCCCUGUUCCCAUGGGGAGAUUAGGGGACGAUACAGCGACUCUCAGUGGCACUGGGGCUCUAUCGUUGAGAUUCCCAGUUCUAUUAUCGGGGUUAUUGAUGGCAGCUUUGAAGUGGGUAAUUUUCUGGUAUUACCAUUGGUAAGCUACUUUGGAGCAAAGUUUCACAGACCAAAAAUAAUCGGUGGUGGAUGCAUGAUGAUGUCUAUUGGAACUUUACUCACAGCGCUACCUCAUUUCCUCAUGGGACACUAUAACUACGAAACAACAAUAUCAGCUUCAACUAACUCCAGCACAGCGAGCUUCCCGUGUUCACAAGACCCAGGCCAGCUUACUGAGCUUGAUUGUCCAGGUUGUGAACAUGAUGGAGGCUCCCUGAUGUGGGUUGCUGUGCUGCUGGGGAAAAUGCUACGAGGGGUUGGUGAAGCAAGCAUUACACCGCUGGGAAUUUCAUUCAUUGAUGAUUUCGCCAGCCCAGAAAACUCAGCCUUUUACAUUGGGUGCCUCCAUACCUUUUCAUUGAUUGGACCUCUUUUUGGGUUCACGCUGGGUGCGUUUUGUGCAAGGCUGUAUGUAGACAUCGGGUUUGUUGAUCUUGGAAGUAUUGCCAUAUCAAUGAAGGAUUCCCGUUGGGUCAAUGCUUGGUGGCUUGGCUUUAUAAUCGCUGGAGGAACCAGCUUGCUUUCUGCAUUUCCAUUCUUUUUUCUGCCUAAAACACUGCCUAAAGAAGAGGGUUCAGAAAAAGAUUCCAGCACUACAGCAGAACAAAAUUUGUUACAAGGAAACCAGCAAACAAAUACAACAGAUGAGCAUCCCAAACUCAUAGGGUUUUUUGCAGCUUUGAAGCAUCUACUCACAAACAAGAUCUAUGUAUUCUAUCUAAUCGCGAUCAUUAUAAUGGUCAAUGGGGUCAUCAUUUUGAUAACGUACACACCAAAAUACUUAGAACAACAGUUUGGAGAAUCUGCAUCCAAAGCUAACUUUUUAAUAGUGAACCAGUGGGAGCCAGUGUGCGGAGAGAAUGGGAUGACGUACGUUUCCCCUGGCUUUGCUGGUUGUAACAUACCCAGAGGAAGUGGAAAAAACACGACGUUUUAUGCCUGCAGAUGUAUUGAAGCUUUUCCUAAGCCAGGAUCUGGGAAUUUCUCGGCACUUCUGGGCCAGUGCCCCCGAGAGGACAAGUGUUCCAGAAUGUUAAUAUAUUACUUGGCAUUCCAGUCCUUGAGCUUCUUCGUGUUCUCUCUGGGAAACAUACCGCUGUACAUUAUAAGCAUCAGGUGUGUUGAUCCAGACCUGAAAUCACUGUCUGUGGGCAUCUUCACAAUGGCACUUAGGUUACUAACAUCUAGAAAUGCAUUGAUUUACUAAUAAGAAAUGUUAAUGAAUUGACAAUAUUUUGGAGCCCUGAUUGACACAACAUGCAUGAAAUGGGGGACCAAGAAGUGUGGGGGUCGUGGAGCAUGCAGGGUGUACAACAACGUCUCAUUCAGGCUCCUCUUCCUUGGAUUAAUAUUGGGCCAGCGCAUGAUGAGUUACAUCUUUUUAGGGUUUGUCAUCGCUCAGAUAAAGAAAUUUACAAGAGACUACAGAAAAGCUUCUGCUGAACAACGUCCUUCCUGAGCAGAAACCUGCUGGUCUGAGUGAGAAGGAAGUGGAAACCAGCACCUAAACAUCGUGAUCUGCAGCAGUGUGUUUCAUUUAAAUGUGCAUAAGAGGGGCUCUGGGUGGAAAAGGUGCAGAAACACUGAUGUAGUAUGUUAUGCAAAGAGUCAAGGUAAUCAACAGGUGUAUUGCAAGCAGCUGCUCUCUAAUGGGACUCUAGUGUUAUCACACAACAGAAAGGCUGAAAGGCUUACUUUAUACAUCUUCAAUUUGGAAAUAUAUUUCAUUUCUUAUGUAUCCUAUGUAUAUUUUGUGUAAUUCUCAUUUACUUAAGCACAUUUCUGUUUCUGUUUACAUCAUUCUUCACUAGGUUUAGUAACUGAUGUCAUUUUUUCAACCACAGGAAUUCUUCUGAAAAGACUCCUAAGUGAUACAAAGUGAGUUUGUCUUAGAAAUUACCACUAGGGAUGUGCAACUAAUUUCUGCCCCAUUUGAAAUUGUGGCAGCUGUGAGUUAAUGAAUGACAGUGGUCGUUUCUUUCAGCCCCUUCACUUAAGAAAUCCAGCUUAGGAGCC